This is a messenger RNA of Exophiala oligosperma, 1391 nucleotides long. RefSeq lists its product as uncharacterized. The transcript has 2 exons. Lineage: Eukaryota; Fungi; Ascomycota; Eurotiomycetes; Chaetothyriales; Herpotrichiellaceae. Bases 32 to 1123 code for a protein of 363 amino acids. The record is from RefSeq and is a predicted model, not a curated record.
GAGGAAAGGAGCAGACUACCAUGUCCUCUGUAUGUUAUAUAUCGCCGCGGUUACAUUCGUCUCAGUAUUCAAAUCAUUGAAAAAUAUUCGCCACUGUCUCCUCAACGACAUGGCUUCACAAUCGUUAAUACUUCUCUCUCUGGUCCCGUUCUGUCUAGCAGGCCUUCAGGUCCCGUUGACGAUUAUCAAUUUAUCACCUUUUCCAGCGGUGAUUGACAUGAAUGGGGAUUCCAAUUGCAUCAAGGGGUCAUUCAACCCUAGUGAUCUCAACUCUUACUACUCAAGCUGGCCCAGCUCGAACCUGGUCAACGAUUACGAUGAUGGCAAAAUUUCCUCUGAUAUGGACAACUUUCUCCAAACGUAUAAACAAAUUUUUGGCAUCAACGACCUGGGAUCGCGGCGGUACUCCAUGUACAGCGGUGUGACAACCCUACCAGCGGCCGCGGUCAACCAAACUACUCCGUUUGGCGUUUUCGAGACCGAAAUGGCGGGUAGCGGCACCUGCUUCGGGUCCAAGUCAUGGAAGAAGUUCACAAUUACAGCUGGACCGACGACGACAUUCCUUCAAAUUUACGACCCUCCUACGUCGAAUUGGCAGAUUAUCAAAGAUCCCGAUGGGCCAAACCCUCUGGCGGUUGACAUCGGCCCGGGUGGUAAGGCCAAUGUGGUUCGCGUUGUUAUCGACGCCGUCUUUGGCGCCGCGACCAUAGCCUUAACUUUUUUUGGCCUCACUGAACUGGGUGUGGCGGCUCGUGCAGGAGCUCUGGCUUUGUCGGCGGCGACUCCGGCAUUCUAUACUUCGACAGUUCUUGUCCCUGGUAUAAUCAAUGCUCUGAUUGUCGGCGGAGUCACGGUCGUCGUCGGCGGUGGAGGUUUCGCAGCCGUUGCACUGGUCCCAGGACAAGACCAGGUCAGUGGAGCUCCUAAGACAGUCACGCCAAAAUCUCUUGGGUUCUACGACGUCUAUUCAGGUAUCGAUCUCUCAGACCGUAGUUGUUGUCUGAUGGGCGAUAAUAUCAUGGGCGAAUUUGAUUGCCUUGUUGCCAGUACAUCAAUCGUUAUUCAGGCCGACGGCACAACGUUUGCGAUUCCUAUGCCACAAAUAUCGAGAGCAUGGACGUAAAGUGUGCCCACGAACAGCCACUCGAAAGCCAGGCGGUACAGCGCAAUAUUCAAGGGAACACCAAAGAGAUCUCAAGGCCAAAGGACUGGAUGACACAGUUAUCAUGUCGAAGAUAGCUCAGGCUCGCGUCCACAUGGCCAAUAGCACAAACAUCACCAAAUUUUGCACAUUGAAAGGCAGGGUUCGUUGUGGGGAAAUCAUCCCAGAAGAAGGUAUACUAUUACAUUAUAUUUCUGAUAGUCAAAAUACCGUAACGUAAUACUUGGAC